Molecule: messenger RNA, 2265 nt
Organism: Harpia harpyja (harpy eagle)
Lineage: Eukaryota; Metazoa; Chordata; Aves; Accipitriformes; Accipitridae
Gene: AK8
Product: adenylate kinase 8
Exons: 13
Coding region: 557-1918 (453 amino acids)
Biological process (GO): nucleoside triphosphate biosynthetic process
Cellular component (GO): cytoplasm
Molecular function (GO): ATP binding; AMP kinase activity; nucleoside diphosphate kinase activity
Source: RefSeq, a predicted model, not a curated record
UGCCCCUUUUUGCAUGGGGUUUGUCAUUAGAAGCUCAUUUUUCUGCAUGGAGCCAAAGCCUUUUUUCUUCAGUGAAAAACAACUCAGUGACAUGCCAGUAUAAUCCAUAAAUUAACUGCAAACAAUUCAGUACUGCAAAUCUGCGUAUUAGCUUUCUGUGUAACAUUGUUCAUGUAGUCGAGAGACUACACAGUGAUUAGACAAAUUAAUAGCUGAAAAUGUCAGAGACUGUUGUUUGUAAAGCUGGGGAUGCUGUCAGAAGCUGGCCGGCUUGCUCUGUCCCUGUUGACAUUCUUUUCUCUUCUGUACCCUGCUCAAGAGUCACUGUGCACGCAGGAGGACAGUUUCUCAAACCAGCGGGAACUUUGGGGCCAUUUUACUGUAAGCUUAACCUAGUAGGUUAAGGUUGUUCUCUUGUUUUGUCUUUUUUUCCAGACUGGCACUUUCUUACUGUUUUGCUUUUGGUUUUUUUUUUUUUCCCCUGAAAUAAAUUAAUAUUUGAAAGGUUGCUCAAAGCAAUUUAGAAAUUCAUACAUGAACCUCGGCAUUCCAGAAUAUGCUUGAAGAACUAUUAAUUCAUAAGCCAGAUGAUCCCAUUCAGUAUAUGAUAAACCAUUUAAAGCAGAACAACGAUGAUGCUCCAAGAAUUUGUGUACUUGGUCCACCUGCUUCUGGGAAAACUACAGUUGCAAUGUGGCUUUGUAAACAUUUGGAUGCCAUACGUAUCUCUCGGGAGACUUUGUUAUUCAAGGAAAUAUUAGCACUGACAAGGGAAGCAAAGAUGUAUAAAGAAAGAAAACAGAAAAUUCCCAACGCGCUUUGGGCCAAUCUGAUCCAGGAACGUCUGUCAAAUGUGGACUGCAUCAAACAAGGGUGGAUUUUGGAAGGCUUCCCUGAAAAUCAGGAACAGGCAUGGAUGCUGCAAUCAUCUGGCAUCAUUCCUAGGCAUGUUGUUGUGCUUUAUGCUCCAGACACUGUGCUGAUUGAGAGGAACAGUGGGAAAAGGCUUGAUCCCUUCACAGAAGAGGUGUACCAUACAACAUUUGACUGGCCAAGUGAUCCGCUGAUACAGCAGCGUUUGGUGAAACCAGAAGAUCUAUCUGAACAGGAGAUGUCAAAGAAACUGCUGGAAUAUCACAGAAACUUCCCUGGGGUUUUCCAGAUCUACCAAAAAGUUUUGAAAUCGAUCAAUGCAGACCAGCCUUCCAUGGAUGUCCUCUCACAGGUUCUUACCUAUGUCCAAACUCGGCACCGAUCCGCCGCCCCCUUUACACCACGGAUUCUCUUUUGUGGACCCCCAGGCAGUGGGAAGAGCCUGCAGGCAGCACUAAUAGCUCAGAAAUACAGUGUUGUCAACAUUUGCUGCGGGCAACUGCUAAAGGAAGCUGUUGCAGACAAGACAAAACUUGGAGAACUCAUUAAGCCUUAUAUUGACAAUGGAUACCCAGUCCCAGACAACCUUGUUAUGAAGAUCCUGGCAGAACGCCUAAACGCACUAGACUGCAUGACCAAUGGUUGGGUGCUUCAUGGCUUCCCAAGAGACAUAGAGCAGGGAGAACAGCUGCAAAAAUCACAUAUUAUUCCAAACAGGGUAUUUUUCUUUAAUCUCCCCUAUGAAUCCAUCAUGGAACGACUGUCUCAACGGAGGAUUGAUCCCAUCACUGGGGAAAGAUACCACAUGACAUUCAGACCAGCACCGGCACCGGAGAUCCAAGUCCGUCUCAGGCAGAACCCUAGAGACAAGGAAGAAAAUAUUGAGAAGCGCGUGGAAACCUAUUACAGGAAUGUCAAGGAACUGGAGGAUUUUUAUGAAGAUGCCAUUUAUGUCAAUGCUGACCAAGACCCUCAUGUUGUCUUUGAGUUUAUAGAAAGCUGUAUCAUCAAGCCCCUUCCAUGCAAAAAAUUAAAAAGCUUGUAAUUAAUAAGGAUGAUUUCUGGAACAGUUGAUUUUAAACUUUUCCCUGUAAUGUUUGCAGUCCGGUCACUGAAGUGGCAGGUUAUCACAAGUGAAGAGAAAGUCAGCCAGCUGUGUUAAAUUGAAGCUCACCAAGGCUGAGUGAAGUACAAAGAGUAAGAAAUUGUGCUUUACCGGAAAUUUUUUUGGCUUUUGUUUUGUGAUUCAAGGUAUGAAACACUGUGGCUAGGGAAGUUCCUGUGUUUAAUUCAAAUAUCUUUUUCUGAUUCUGUGAUUCAGUGAAUAGUAGUUUUGUCUUAGCUAUGUAAUACCCAUGAAGCCAAUUAUGAGUAUUAAAGCUAUUAGAUGUG